AUGGAUGAUUCGCCUGGGGCUGGAACUGGAAACAUCGUCUCCUUCAAAAACCUGCAAGAAAACGAACGAGUGUAUUAUCAUGUUCGAAACGUAACUGGAAUAGCCCCUGAUUAUACCGUCUUUCCAUAUGGCUACCCGUAUAUUGGCUUGAGAAAAAACUGCGAGGACUGUCCUCAUUUCUGGCAAGAUGGCUCUGUUUUCAGCUUUACGAACUGGUACGACAAUGAGCCCAGAAUGGUUGAGUACUACAAUUGUGGGCAAAUUCAAGUGAGUGGUAAUUUUAAUGGAAGAUGGCGAAACACUAUUUGUUCUGGAAAUUACCCUGGCUAUUGCGAAUAUUUCCCAAAAGGUCGCCCUGAGCCGCUGAAAGUACCAAAUUUCCCCGAUUCCAUCCCAUUCGGAGGGUGCAAGCCUGGGUGGUGGCGAUUCGGUGGCUUUUGCUACAAAGAGUUCGGCAUUUCUUCAAAUUUUUGGGAUCCAAGUAGCUUCAAAAAUUUCGCAGAUGCAAAUGCUAGCUGCAAUGCGGAGUGGGAAGGCGCAACUUUGGCUCGAGUUCCAACAAGUCAGCACAACUCGGUCGUGGCUUCCCUUCUUGGUCCAUUAAAAAGUGGGUAUUCGCCAUGGAUCGGCAUUUCUACUUUUACUUAUGCAGAGUACAAUUUCGCCCAAAUCAACGGAGACAGGUUGAUCUACUCCAAUUGGAUGCCUCACCACCCAAAUCACCUUCAAAAUGGACUCGAAGACUGUGUCGAAUUAAAAUGGUCGACUGAAUUUUCAUAUUUCGGUGUCUCUCGCCUCGGGCAAUGGGAAAAUCGCCCCUGUACAGAGGAAAAACCUUACGUCUGCUCACAUGAAGAAAGUGGAGAAUUUCAAACAUACGAGUAUCCUGAUGAUUAUGUAUACCCGGAAGCAGGAGUGGAAUGUGCAGAGAGCUGGUUGCCAAAAGAAUAUGGCUGCUACAAAAUCUUCUUGGAAGAGAAGAGCUUCAAUGAUGCGAAUAAAUACUGUAGUGAUGAGGUGAAGCAGCGAAUGCCAAAUGCAAACGGAAGUCUCGUUACAUUCUGGGAUGACUACGAGCAGAACCUCGCUUUCUCAUUCUUUCGGGACGAUACUGUACCCGCUCGAGAUGAAAUAAAAUUAGAAACUACUUUCUCAAAAGGAAUCUGGGUUGGGAUGACGAAACAACGACAGGGCUACUUUCGCGACUGGCGCUGGGUGGAUUUUUGGCCUAUCGAGGGAACUCAGUGGGCCAUCGGCAGACCUGAAAAAGGCAAUUCAACGAGCAGAAAGGAAUGUGCGUAUUUGACAAAAGACAACACUGUUUACGACGAAGAUUGUAAUGAAAAGAUGCCGUUCAUUUGCAAAGCCGCAUUUGGCAACAAUUCAUAUCACUGGGGUGGCGUUUCGGAGGCUCUUGGAGAAAAACUAGGAUGUGAUGAUGGAUGGUCGAAUUUUGGCGAUCAUUGUUUCAAAGGAUUUACAGAGCAGAUGACGUGGCAAGACGCUAGAAAAUCAUGCGUUGCUCAAGGUGCAGAUUUGCCUUCUAUUCAUUCGAGAUAUUCUAACAACAGAAUUCAGCAAAUUUACAGAAACUUGACAAUUCUUGACGAAAACGAGUCUGGCCCCUGGAUUGGUCUUAUCACUUACCCAAGCUACACCUGGGUCGACAACACCGGCCUGUCUUACGUAAACUGGGCAUAUGGAGAGCCAAAUAACAUCAAUGGGGGAGAAGCGUGUGGCCAAAUGUACCAAACAGGAUCAUGGAACGAUGAGAAUUGCGAUUACCAGCAUCCUUACAUUUGCCAAAAAAUAGCUACUUAUGAAAACUGCGUUUAUGCAAAAGCCUCGACGAAUGGGUUUCCUGAACAAGUGGGACCGGCUGGAAUCAACGAAGUCGAGUGCGUCUUUGAGUACAAUGCCUGUUGGGAUCCCUUCAAUCCGGUAAAAUGUUUCAAGCCAGUAAAACAAAAAGAAUCGCUUCAUCCUGGAAUCACCGCAGGAGCGGCAGUUGGAGCAACUCUCGCUGUUCUCGCCGCAGUUGGUGGAGGAUACUACUAUUACAAGAAUUUCUACUACUGA
Molecule: messenger RNA, 2079 nt
Organism: Oikopleura dioica
Lineage: Eukaryota; Metazoa; Chordata; Appendicularia; Copelata; Oikopleuridae
Source: the annotation of a GenBank genome assembly